AUAGGAUUUAUGGCUACACAAACCGUUGAGGAUAGUUCUAGAUCUGGUCCAAGACGAACUAUUAUAGGGGAUUUAUUGAAACCAUUGAAUUCGGAAUAUGGUAAAGUAGCUCCCGGUUGGGGAACUACUCCUUUGAUGGGUAUCGCAAUGGCUCUAUUUGCGAUAUUCCUAUCUAUUAUUUUGGAGAUUUAUAAUUCUUCCAUUUUACUGGACGGAAUUUCAAUGAAUUAG
Corylus avellana is the source of this 231-nucleotide messenger RNA. Lineage: Eukaryota; Viridiplantae; Streptophyta; Magnoliopsida; Fagales; Betulaceae. The record is from the annotation of a RefSeq genome assembly.